Messenger RNA from Arachis ipaensis, 1316 nucleotides. RefSeq lists its product as uncharacterized. Gene Ontology annotation, cellular component: chloroplast. The record is from RefSeq and is a predicted model, not a curated record. Lineage: Eukaryota; Viridiplantae; Streptophyta; Magnoliopsida; Fabales; Fabaceae.
AUGGUACUAGUAAACACUAGAACUGAAACUUGAAAGUAUCGGACUAACGACUGAGUGAGGAUAGUAAGGUAAGGGGUUAAGGUGGAAGAAGGGAUGGAACUUCGAACCCUUUGUUGUGGUCUUACCUCUCAGCCUCUCCAAUUCUCUAAUCAUCAUCGUCGUUUAACCUCAUCACAAGCGCUUCGAACCCGCGCCCCAUUCGGAUUUCGGUUUGCAGACACAUCCAAAUGUUUGAAAUGGGUGAGUAAAGGGCCUCCAUAUUUGGAAUUGGAUAGAUUCCAAAGGCCUCUUCUAAUGCACGCUUCUGAUUCAAAUGUAAAUGGUGGGUUGGAGGUUCGCCCAAACCGAAAUUCUAGUGUAGCGGUUACUAGUUAUAAUGGGAUAGAACCAUUUCGAGGUAAACCAGGCUCUGUUUCGUUCUACGGUAUUACAUUCCAGUCUGUUGAAGAAGGGAAGUUGGAAUCUGCACCCUUUGAAAAAGAGGAAAGCUCAUACUUCUGGCUUUUAGCUCCUGUUGUGCUCAUAUCCUCUUUGAUUUUGCCACAGUUCUUUAUUGGAAAUGUAGUUGAAACUUUCUUUAACGAUGUGAUCCUAGUAGAUGUUAUGAGUUCAUUCUUUGUUGAGGCCACAUUCUACAUUGGACUUGCAAUAUUUCUGCUUGUGACUGAUCGCGUCCAGAGGCCAUAUUUGGAGUAUAGCUCAAAAAGAUGGGAUCUGAUCACCGGCCUCAGAGGAUACCGUCACUCUGCCGCCUUCACAAUGGGUUUGAAGAUUGUUGUUCCUCUCGCUCUUCUGUGGAUGACUUCACCAGUGAUUCCCAUGGCAACUGUUGUGGCUAUAACCCCCUUUUUAGUCGGCUGUGUUGCUCAAAUUGCAUUUGAGAGAUUUUUGGACAAGCGUCGGACAUCAUGCUGGCCCCUAGUCCCAAUUAUCUUCGAGUUAUUCAGACUGUAUCAGCUUACAAGGGCAGCUAAUUUUGCGGAGAGGUUGAUGUUCUCUUUGAAGGGACUUGCUUUGACACCAGAAGUGCUGGAACGAACUGGAGCUUUAUUUGCAAUGAUGGUAACCUUCCAAGCACUGGCGAUUUUGUGCAUUUGGUCAUUGAUGACGUUUCUUUUGAGGCUUUUCCCUUCUAGCUCUAGGCAUGUACUAGAAAACAAUUACUGAGUUGGAUUUCGGAAGAUUAUUGUAUGUAUUCUAUUUAGUUGAUAUCUUUGUUAAGAGUAACUUAUAUGCAAGCCUUUUUCAUAAAAAAGGUUGUAUACAUUUUGUGCAGUCCUGAACCUACAAACUGAAAGGCACUUUUUUAAUUUUGA